UUUUUUUCCCGUCACCCUUUCCAUUUCCACAUUUUUAGCAACACCGGCAAAAGCAAUUAUCCAUUAACAUGAUCAACCAUCGUGGCCACACAGAGAACCAAAAGAACAGAGACAUCAGACAUCGUUCUAGCACCAGCAAGCAAUCAACCAUGGCGGCGUUCUCAGCCUCGACGACCACUGCAUACCUCGCCAGUUUUGCUUCCUCCAAUCAACCUUCUUCACCGUCGAAGCCUUUCCAGCUUCCCCUCAUCUGGCCAUGGCAAAAGGUGAAGAUGGGUCCGAUGACAGUGUCUCCAAUGGGGUUUGGUACCUGGGCAUGGGGGAACCAGCUUCUUUGGGGCUACGACCAAACCAUGGACGCCGACCUUCAGCGCAUUUUCAAUCUGGCCGUGGAGAACGGGAUCAAUCUCUUCGACACGGCUGAUUCUUAUGGGACUGGGAAGCUGAAUGGGCAGAGUGAGAAGCUCCUCGGCAAGUUCAUAAGAGAGUAUCCAGGGAAGGCAAGAGAUGAUAUUGUGAUUGCUACCAAGUUUGCUGCAUAUCCAUGGCGGCUGACCCCAGGCCGGUUUGUGAAGGCCUGCAAGUAAUGCAUGCUUCAAUAGCACUUUGAAAGUUGAGUGAUGUCUUGGACUCUUGGUGCCACAAUUGUCUUAAAUGAUAGGGCUUUUGGCUUCCAGGGGAUCGUUGGAGAGGCUGCAAAUUGAGCAACUUGGCAUAGGACAGCUGCAUUGGUCGACUGCUAACUACGCUCCCCCUCAGGAACUGGCGCUCUGGGACGGCCUAGUUGCCAUGUAUGAGCAGGGUCUAGUUAGGGCAGUGGGAGUGAGCAACUAUGGACCGAAGCAGCUCGUUAAGGUUCACGAUUAUCUCAAAACUAGAGGAGUGCCGUUAUGCUCAGCUCAGGUUCAGUUUUCAUUACUGAGCAUGGGAGAAGAACAGAUGGAGAUCAAAGAAGUAUGCGACAGUUUGGGGGUUCGUCUUAUCGCUUACAGUCCUUUAGGGCUUGGAAUGCUGACAGGGAAAUACACAUCUUCCCAGCUUCCGGUUGGACCCAGGGGGCUGCUAUUUGGUCAAAUUCUUCCUGGACUGCAGCCUCUGUUGAAGGUGCUCUCGAAAAUUGCAACGAAGAGGAGGAAAACCAUACCGCAGGUUGCAAUAAAUUGGUGCAUCUGCAAAGGCGCAAUUCCAAUACCAGGGGUGAAGACUGUUCGACAAGCAGAGGAGAAUUUGGGAGCUCUAGGGUGGAGGCUAAGCUUGGAGGAGCAGAUUGAGCUAGAAUAUGCUGCAUCCAGUUCGCCAAGGAAAAUGAUCCAAAAUGUUUUCCAGACGAGGUAUGUAUGCAACGCGCUCUCUUCCGCACAGAAUUCAUUACCUCUCAUAUAUUUUCUCAUCAAAACCUUGUGUCAUGCCAGAUAAUAUCAUGACGACUCGGACUCAGAUGCAUACAGAAAGAACAACGACAACAAUAUGUAAACACGAAGUUAUUGUCUACAACAAAGAACCAUUCAUAUUUCAUAUACAUCCUGUGAAAUCGGACAAUAACCUACUAUCCUAAAUCGUUCAUGAAAUCAGCAUUCCAGUUGGGAAAUGUAUUGUUUGCACACAUAAUACGCAGCAUUUCUCACAGCUGAGAACGAACAAGAACAUAAAGUAGCAUCUGAUGUAAUGAUCAGCAUAGGUGUAGAGCAUUGAAAGAACAGAGAACCAUCCUGUACUCCCCACCAUUUCAACAUCACUCAUUUGAUAUCUUUAAAGUACCAUUCUAGAGAAUUAGAUUUCAAAGUAAAACAGCACUGAAUUGCAUUAAGAUCUCAGUAAUAGUGUACUGCCACAACAGAUCGAACAAAGAAACCAGUACUAGAAUUCGAGUCAUGAAACUAUUACACCAAAAUUUCUGACAGCAACAAAACAGAAUAUCCAGUAACCUAACAGUAACUGCAUCCCAGCAUCCAGACUAACAGUCUACUUGAUCUUCUUCUUCGGCCUCAGCUGGUUGCUGUGUCCACACUUCUUCUUCCUGCAGUUGACAGCACGGGGGUGGAGACGCGCAUAGCACCUGUAUAGACAUCAUAUCCAACACAUGAUUAUCACCAGAUCAAAUAUCAAACACGCAACAGAACGCAUUGAGAGAAGCACAACAGUUACAUGAGUUGAAAAGAGCAAACGUUAAUUGCAUCAUUACUAGAACAGACUAGCAGCUUCCACCAAAUAAAGGAACAUAGAUCAAGUCGAUAAAAGAUUAAGUCCAUUCAUUAGACCGAAAUGUGUAGCUUCCAUAGUUCAGAAUAUAAAGCAUUUCCUUCCUAAGCUCUAUUACAUGGUUCAACAACCAAACUAAAGCAUUACAGUAAAUAGCCUAGGUAAAUGAAACUCUCAACUUACCCAGAUCAAUUCAAGACGCUAGUAGCCACUAGGCAAACCUAUAGACAGUGCUGAAGAUUGUUCAAUAACUUUCAACAAUCCUAAUCCAUAAAAUGUCCCAGGAAACCACAUAUGCUCAUGGAUUUGGUAGUGCGGAACACAAUAACUCAGACGGGCAAUACAUGAUUAACCCAAGAAAACAGAUAUAAAGUAGACACCAAGUAAUCACUGUGGAGUCUCAAGAGGAUAACAACUUACUUGCGGCAGAUCAUCUUCUCCUGGUUAUACUUCCUGGCCAAAGCCAUCAACGAUGGCUCGAUAAUGCCACCACGAAGCCUCAGAACCAAAUGAAGAGUCGAUUCU
Messenger RNA from Linum tenue, 2724 nucleotides. The record is from the annotation of a GenBank genome assembly. NCBI's taxonomy places the organism in Eukaryota, Viridiplantae, Streptophyta, Magnoliopsida, Malpighiales, Linaceae.